UGGGCGUGUCUGCCCGGCGUGUCCGCCCAUUAAGGGACGGGACGGGACCCUGCCGAGCCGCCUUGAGUGCGACGCCGUCGUUGCCGCCGUCUCGCCUCGCCGCUCCGCGCGUUCUUUCCUUUGCGCGUUGCGCUGCGCGGGUUUGCAAGCGCGCAGCGGCGGCUGCUCCUUUGGGCCGCGGGAUCCGCGCGGGGGUCUUGGCGGCGCCCUCUCCCGGGGGCCCCGCGAGGAGAGGCGUUCCCGGGGUCUCCCGCGCCCUUUGCGCGCGGGGCGGCGAUGGAGGCCGGCGGGUGGUGGCUCUACUUGUGGGCGCCGCUGCUGCUGCUGGCGGUGCUGGCCAUGGAGCUGAGCCCGCGGGCCAAGUUCUGGGUGAAGAUCGGCCUCUACUGCGUCCUCUGCCUGCUGACUUCUACCUUCACCGCCCCUGUCUGCCUCCUUUGGAACCGGGGCAGGACCGUCCACAACAUGACGAUCAUCAAAAACGUCGUCAGGAGCUUCAAGUACUUCUAUGGCCUGAGGUUCGAUGCGAAGGGCUUGGAGCACUUUGAGAUAGAGGGCCCCUGUGUCAUCAUCUCGAACCAUCAAAGCAUCUUGGACAUGAUGGGGCUGAUGGAGAUCCUUCCAGAGCGCUGUGUCCAGAUUGGGAAGCGGGAGCUCUUGUACAUGGGCUCUGUGGGCCUCAUCAUGUACUUGGGCGGUGUGAUCUUCAUCAACCGGAAGAGCACCAGCAACGCCAAGUCCGUGAUGGCAGAGGUCGGCCAAGCCAUGAUCAGUGACAACGUCAAGGUGUGGAUCUACCCAGAGGGCACUAGGAACGGAAACGGGGACCUCCUGCCGUUCAAGAAGGGCGCUUUUCAUCUGGCCAUCCAGACACAGGUUCCUGUUGUUCCUGUGGUGUAUUCAUCCUUUUCUUCAUUUUACAACCCUAAAAAGAAUCUGUUUACAUCAGGCAGAAUCCAGGUUGAAGUCCUGCCCCCCAUCUCAACCGAAGGCCUGACAGCCACAGAUGUCGAUGACCUCACCAGCAGAUGUUAUGCCACCAUGCGGGAAACUUUCUUCAGGCUGUCGGGCAGGCCUGGCGAAGUCAACGGGGGGAUGCCCAGCCUUGCGCAGUGAUGCCUUUUGGGGCUGAGUGCAAGACAUGCACCUGUUGAAAAGAAACACUCUGUUGCCAAAAACUUAGGAUCCAGGGGAAAGUUUGCAAACUCUCCCUAAAAGUCCUGGGGUGGUGGGGACCUCUGCCUGUUGAAUGUUUAAGCACAUGACUGGGGUGUGUCUGUGUGGAAGCAUUCCUGGUCUCCUAACUGUCCUUCCCCAGACUAGCCCAGCACCAAAGAACGGAUUGAAAUCUCUCUCUCUCUCUCUCUCUCUCUCUCUCUCUCACUCACUCUCACUCUCUCUGGAGCUUUCCAAAAGGGCUCUGCUUGAGUGAGCCCAGUUGGCCAACCAAAAUCCAACUGGAAACAUUCUCUCUCUCACUUUUUUGUCUCCUUUUGGUUACUUGAAAGGGCUCCGAUCCCAGCUAUUCAAUCUCUCCCUGAUGUUCUGCAGGUACUGUUUAUGCUUCAACAGCCCUUCAUCUCUGUGGGGCUGUGUUGGUCCUUAGGUACUCCCCAAUCCCAGAGAAGGUAGAGAUGCUGUUAAUAACUUUGCCUUGGUUUGUAAAACUGGACAGAGAACUAUGAAAUACUGUCUUGACAUUUUUGGAGGGUUUUUUUUUUUUUGCCACCUAGAUUUUGUUUUCUUUGCAAAAAGCAGUUUUCUCCUCCUAAAUCUCAGUGUGGUUCCAACAGUUUGGGGGCAGCUUCUCACUUGGUGGGGAGCAUUCCAAAAUGGGAUUUUGUGUGGAAACAAGAAAUAACCCCUUGUUCGUGCUAGCAGAUAUUGCUGUUUUUUUACUUUAUUUUAGUCUUAUGUACUUUUAUGACAUUGGGGUGCACAAGCAGUCGGCCUCUGCCCGCAAGCAGGAUGGAUUGGAGAGGACCGCCAUGGUGGGUCUAGAUGAAACUCCAUUGGCAAGGGUGGAGGGUGUCCCUCUGAGCUGCAGAGCAGGUACCUUUCAACCUGUGUUCUGUUGGUUCGCAGGUGAGUAGCUUGCGAAGGCAAUCUCUGAGGGGAGAGGGAGCAUUUGGCUGCCAUGCCAUUAUCAGCAUAUGACUAACUUGUCAAUUCAUCAUCGCUCUAUAACUGGGAUCAGGCAUCUGGUGCCCCCCAUAUGUUGCUGGACUUCCCAGGUCCCAUCAGCUUGGCCAAGGUGAGAGAUGACAGGAGUUGUAGUUGAGCAACAUCUGGAGGGCCACAGAUGUUACCCAUCCCUGCACUGUAAAAUCGGCCUGUGUUUCUUUGGGAUCAGAUAGGAGGCGGCCCAUCGUUGCUUGUUCUUCGGCAUCCGUUGCAGCUGCAAACGCGAAAUGGAAAGGUGUAAUUGGGAAGCUUUACCUUGGUAGCCAGAGUGGCUGAUGCUUAAACGUGCCUGAGAGCCAGGAUAGCAUUCUCAAGUAUAUGGAUAAGUUCUCUGUCUCUGCCUUCUGUUUUUGGGGAAAAACACUACCAAUGGGUUGCACUGGCAGGUAGAGACUUUGGAAAACUCAGAGUGGCAUCUCACUUCAGGGGUUGGUUGGCUGGUUUGGAGGACACUGUCAAAGGUGAAUGAUUUACAGAGAUGCACUGGGAAAAACAUUAAAUUGGAAUCUUCUGAACCAUGCACUCCUAAUGUUUGGGGGAGUUGGUGUUCUGUGGCAGAUGAUCUUUGGGAGAUCCUUCUGGAGUUCAGAAGGGUGAUCCAGAACUCCAAGAAGUUCUGGAUAAGGUGUUUUGACUGCACAAAACCAUUUGGAUUCAACUGACUUCCUCACAAAAGCUCUGCCUUGUCAUUCCCCAGAUCUGCCAGAUCCUGUUGACCAGGCUUUGUGGUCCUAAGUAGGAUGAUUCUUCCAAAGGAAACGUCUACUUUUUUUAGGAUGUGAUCUGAUGGGAACGACAUCUGUGUAAUCUGUCACAUGUGGCUAACCUUGUGUGCCCCCUCCCACCAAGGUUGUUGGACUCCCACCUCCUGUUAGCCACCGUGACCAAUGAUGAUGAAUGGGAGUUCUAGUCCAGCAACAUUUGAAGGGCCACCACAGGUUCUCCACCACUUUUUCUUUUAAAAAAUUAAGAAAUGGCAGUGACAUGAACUUGGUGUUCCAUUAUUUGGGGGCGCUGAAGGAGAACUUGUCUUUGCAGUCUGCUGUGAGUUUGGGGUGUUCUUGAUUCACAGUUAAUUUUUCAGCACAAAGCACUCAAGUGUCACCUGAAGAGGCAGGUAUGAACUGAACCAAGUGGUCAGGUGGGAAAGUAAUACUCCAGGUCCCACUAUGUUUUAACGUUCUUAAACGGUUAGUUCUUUCCUAAUGUAGGACCAAGGUCCCAGUCAUGGCUGACACUGGCCCUGCCUAUGCAAGCCAGGUUAUGUGCAGCAUUAACCUGUCUGUGGCAGACAUUGGUGGGCACCCUUCCACUUAUGCAUCAGGAACUGGGGAGCCUGUGGCUUCCCAAAUAUUUAGAGAUGAUGAUGGGAGCCCAAGAAUAUUGGCUGUCCUGGCAGGGGCCUACGGGAGUUGUAGUCUUAACACUACCCAGACUGCUGCAGGCUCUACAUGCCUGCCCUCCACAGAGCAGGAAGACCCCUGCGCCCAUCCCAGUCUGGCUAGCAAAGAGGACACUGGAGUACUACAGAAGAGUUGCUUGUUAGGUUCUUUUUAAAAGCAGUCCCACUCUAGGCUGAGGGAAGGGGGUCCCUCUUCUUAAUCUGGGUCCUGUCCUUGCCUGCACCUUGCCCAGUUUAGGCAUAGCCAAACUAAUUGCCACUAUUUCCCUACCCACCCACUCCAAAAAGCCCUUGGAAUAAUGAGUUUUGCUCAAAACAACCUGUGUGCACUUUCCAAAGUGUCUUGCAAUAAAGCCUUAAAGAGUGUCCUCGUCCCACUGCUGACUUGAAGGACCAUCAGCAGCUCCUGAUACUUCCCUCACCCGCCUCGUUCAGAGCAGAUGUGUUGUAUCUCAAUUGCCCUCUUUCCCACAUCCAGGCAAGGAUGUACACGAGGACCAGGUUGUUAACCCAAGCCGGAAACAGGCCCUCAAAAAGAGCUGAGAUUCCCCCCCCCAGAUCUGAAGGAGGCUUGAAAAUGGACCUGUUGCUCUGUCUGCCGUUGCCUCUGUGCAGCAGUUUUUUGUGUGUGUUCAUUUUGCAAGACUUUUUAUAACAGUUUCCAGAGGGGGGGGACCCAAAAACCUGUUUGUGCAAAGGCAGCAGUUAGUCAAAAGAGAUGGGCGGGAAUCCUGGUUGGCAAGGUUUCUGUCUGGCUGCUUUUUCAGCCCUCACGAGGAAUAAUUGUCUUUCCAGCCCUGAUAAAUGUGUGGUGGGGAUGGAGGUGGGAACUGGGCUUCUCUUGCUUAGAGGAGGGGUGUGCGUGCGUGCAUGUAGGCAGUAUAGCAAGGAAGGAAGUGGAAGCACAAAGCACCUCUCUCAAAAGUGCAAAUGAAGAAACCCUUUAAACCGAUUCUCUGCAAUUUCCUUGUUUGAAGAGCUGUCUCGUUUUCCCCUCUGCUUGCAAAGUCUGCAUCAUAAUCCACCCCUGGAUAAACAGAGGGGAAAGGGGGGGUCUCCAACUGGCCACCUUUCAGACACUCCUGGGCUCCAACGACCAGCGUCCACAUUGACCAUUUGGAGAGCCAACAGUAAUCUAGGGCUGCAAGUGGGCUGUCUUAAACUGCGCUGAAUGCUGCAGCGUUAGCAAAGGGCCCUCCCAUACCCAGAAACAAAGAGUUGUGUCCUCCUCAGUGUAGACUCAUUGAAACUGAGGAACAUGACUAAUUUGGGUCUGUUAAUUUUCAAAGGGUUGACUCCGAUUAGGUUGGGUGCAAUCCAAAACCACUAUCCUUUCCCCUCACAGCUGUUUUGGCACAGCCCUGUGGGCAUCUCCAGCUUGGCACAGAUGAUGAUGCAGCCCCCCACACCUUGGGUGCCCUCCAGAUGUUGGCCUCGUGGCUGCCUGCAUAGCUAAUGUUUGGAGAUUCUGAGGAUGGGAGUUGUAGUCCAGUAACAGCUGCAGGACACCAGGUUGGGGAAGCCUGAUGUGGUCAAACCUACUGGCCCUGUCCUUUCAAGCAUUUAUUCACAGUCGUUGGAGGAGGGUGGGUGCCACCUCCCAGCCAGCUGUGUCAGCAAGAGAGGAGUGGGGAGCCAGAAGGGAGUGGAGACUGGCUGCCUCUUGGAGGGGUGGCCCAACCCAGCUGCACCUCCAGGUUCGAGAGGCUUCCUUUAUUUUGCUUGCAGCAGGUGCGGGGAACCUUUGGCCCGCCUCCAGAUGUUGCUGAACUACAACUCCCAUCUUCCUCACCCAGCAUGGCCAAGGGCCAGGGAUGAUUGGGAAUUGUAGUUCAACAUCUGGAGGUGGGCCAAAGGUUUCCCACACCUGAUUUCCAGGGUGGCAACAGGGAGUUUUUCCUUUUUGGACUAGGCAAUCCAGGGAGCUGUGCUUCAGCCUGGCCUGCUGAAUGGCAGAAGGAUUGGGGCCCAGCAUUUGUGUGUGCGCUGCACGUGGAUCCUCUGCAUUUUUGGGGAGGGGGAAGUGCCUUGUUGCAAUCGGUGGCUGUCGACUGUUGAGUUUUACUGUUCUGGAAAAAAAUGUGUGUGUUUGAUCCAACUUUUAUAAAAGCAAACUAUAUUUAAAGAGA
Rhineura floridana is the source of this 5715-nucleotide messenger RNA. It is a transcript of the gene AGPAT2, whose product is annotated as 1-acylglycerol-3-phosphate O-acyltransferase 2. Gene Ontology annotation, biological process: phosphatidic acid biosynthetic process. Gene Ontology annotation, molecular function: 1-acylglycerol-3-phosphate O-acyltransferase activity. The transcript has 6 exons. Gene Ontology annotation, cellular component: membrane; endoplasmic reticulum. The record is from RefSeq and is a predicted model, not a curated record. NCBI's taxonomy places the organism in Eukaryota, Metazoa, Chordata, Lepidosauria, Squamata, Rhineuridae. The coding region runs from base 277 to 1116 and encodes 279 amino acids.